Entelurus aequoreus (snake pipefish) is the source of this 2450-nucleotide messenger RNA. RefSeq names its product small ArfGAP 1 (gene smap1). The record is from RefSeq and is a predicted model, not a curated record. The transcript is spliced from 11 exons. Gene Ontology annotation, molecular function: metal ion binding; GTPase activator activity. NCBI's taxonomy places the organism in Eukaryota, Metazoa, Chordata, Actinopteri, Syngnathiformes, Syngnathidae. The coding region runs from base 49 to 1218 and encodes 389 amino acids. Gene Ontology annotation, biological process: regulation of clathrin-dependent endocytosis.
GCACAGUGUUACCCCGCUAGCAGGACUAUCAUCCCGACGCUGUUCGACAUGACGACGCGGUCAGAAAGAGAAAAAGCUCAGAAACUGAACGAGCAACACCAGGCCAUUCUGUCUAAACUGCUGAGAGAGGACGACAACAAAUAUUGUGCUGACUGUGAGGCCAAAGGUCCUCGAUGGGCUUCAUGGAACCUCGGGGUGUUCAUGUGUAUACGCUGUGCGGGCAUCCACCGCAACCUGGGUGUCCACAUCUCUAGAGUCAAAUCUGUCAAUCUGGACCAGUGGACCUCGGAGCAGAUUCAGAGCGUAGUGGACAUGGGUAACCACAGGGCCAAGCAGCUGUACGAAGCCCAUCUACCAGAAAACUUCAGUCGACCACAGACUGACCAGGCUGUGGAGGUUUUCAUCCGUGACAAGUAUGAGAGGAAAAAAUACUAUGACCAGGAAGCUCUAGCUACAGCCCAGAAGGAACAUGAAAAGAAGAAGGAUGAGAGGAAGAAAGAGAAGGACUUGGAAAAAAGCGAUCAACACAACAUUAAGUCCGAGAAUCGAGCCAGUCCCAAGAAGAGUAAAGAGACAGCUGUGGACCUGCUAGGCCUAGAUGCUCCAGAUGGUUGUGGAAAAGUCAAUGAUGAACUGGACAUUUUUGGACCAAUGGUCUCAAACCCUCUCCCUUCCUCCAAGAACACACAGCAGUCUGAGAUAGGUUCCAGUGCUGUGCCUCAACUAUCAGAUCCCUCCACCUCUUCAUCUUCUUCCUCUACCUCCACCUGUACCGCCACAAAGGCAGAGGAGAAGAAGCUGUUAUCCAAAGAUUCCAUACUGUCUCUGUAUGCCAGCAGCUCCGUGGGCAGUCAGCCUCAGAGCCAGCAACAACCUGCCACUGGGCAAGGUGUGUACAUGGCCCAGACUCAGGUUCCACAGCAGGGCUUCAACGCUUCAAUGGGAGGAGGGGCCAUGAUGGCAGGUGCGACGCUCCCCAAUGGCAGCUAUGUGGGCAUGCAGCAGAAUGUGAUGGCAGCCAAUGAAGGACAGAACAUGUACAGCAUGCAGCAAGGACAGUGGAGUGUGGGGCAGUUAUCUCAGCAGAUGGCGGGCAUGGCCACGAGCGGCGGAGCGCCGCCGCCACCAGCACCAGCAGCAACAGCACCAGCAGCAACUGGUUGGCCAGUAGCUCCAGCGGCGUCUGGUCAGACCCUCAGCACUCAGCUGUGGAAGUAAGACGCAUCCUGAAGCCUACGAACAGCCAACAUGACAAUUACAACACAGCUGCCAUGUUCUGUCUUAAUUGGAUCUCUUUCCGAUUUCAUGUUGGUGCUGUGACAAAAAAAAGAGCACUAUUGUAACGUUAUGAGAUAAUAUUGAGACAAUUAUUAGUCAUUGAGUGUGUACAGUAGAUAUGUGUGGUGCUUGGUCUUUGCUAGGCUCUCUUCACCUAUCGGGUGUCUGUCGUACCAACCUGGUCUUCUCUAAACCGCCAGCAUAGCCUUGUGAGAGGUAAUAGUCUGACUUGUAGUGUUUGUGUCACCCUCUAACUUUAUCAGGGCCAAGGUGAAGGAUUAGUGCUGCACUAGUUUGUCUUCAGCGUCACUAGAAGUCAACUUUGAGAGCGGCCAUGAACAUAGAUGAGUGUAAAGAUGUCCAUAUCAUGACUUUAACAACAUAUCAGGACGUUUAAAGACACUGCAUGUACAGUAGUACCUCGGUUUUUGUUAGUAAAGGUCCGACAAAGAUUUAAUCCUAUUAAAUCCAACAAUCUGUUCCAGAUACUCCAAAAUAUGAACACAAAACACAUUUUAAGGAAAAGUAUUAUAGUUUUCCAUGCAGAAAAGAACAUGAAAUCCAAAAAAAUUAUGAAUUUGAAAACUCUUAUUGGCGAAGACAGCGAGGGACCACACAAACGCCAUGUUCGUACUUUGUUACGAGUUCUUUUGAAUACCUUCUUUAUCAAAGUGCUGGCACUUGCAACUUUCUUUGGCCCCAUGGUGGAUUACUUUGCAGCUGUGCUCAAUGAAAUAGAAACGUGUGGUGUGACUGUGUUUGUUAGCAAAGAACUACAGAUUUAACAGGUGAUGAUGUCAAAGAGGGAGAAUGACUUGUGGGUGAAGAGUUGAGAGCUAACAAACAUUUUGUAACAAAAAAACAUUACGAACAUGAAUACACAAUAACAUGGUCUACUAAUAUCUAAAUUACAAGUUCUAAACAGUAUGUGCAAACUAAAACAUUGUGGGCCUGAUCUACUAAAGGUGUGCGUGUAUUAGAACAAGUGCAAACUUGAUAGCACACACAAAGCUGGUCGACUAAUCAGAAUCAGAAUAGUUUUUAUUGCCAUUGUUUGAGAACGGGUUCACUAACUAGGAAUUUUUCUUGGUGCAAUCAUGCAACAUAAAACACAUAUAACACAGAAUAGGUAAUAAAAUGAGCUGUAACUGAGCUAUCAGAUCUUGUUAUUG